CAGUCUCGAAUCUCGAGGCCGGCAUACUACUGUCAGAUUUCGGUAGAGUAAUUUUGUAGCGCUUUGAGGUUACAUUAAUAAAUCUUGGUGAUUGCGUAGAGGCGGUGCUUAGAUCCGCCCCCGUUUGUUUUCAGGCGCAUAAAAUGGUUAAGUUAAAAUUGCGGCAACUGCUGAUCGUGGGUAUAUGCCUGUUUCGAGAAAUUCUUACUACCGAGGCGGCCUCAGCUCACAUUCACACUCAUCACAGCAACAAAGAUGCCGCCAGCCACGAAAGGACCGAAGACGGAGCCUUCAGCCCCAGAGACGUCGAGCAUUACGCCGAUGGCGAUCAUCACCAAGAGUUUGAUCACGAAGCCAUACUCGGAAGCGUGAAGCAAGCCGAAGAAUUCGACAAGUUACCGCCGGAGACAGCGAAGGAACGACUAGGAAUUCUGCUCACAAAGAUGGACCUGAACAACGAUCAAUACAUCGAGAGAAAUGAGCUAAAAGCUUGGAUCCUUCGCUCGUUCAGCAUGCUUUCUACCGAGGAGUCGGAGGAUCGUUUGGACGAUGCAGACGCUAACGAAGAUGGCAGAGUCAGCUGGGACGAGAUUCUCCAGGACACUUACGGAUCGGAUCCUGAGGACUUGGCCGAGGAUGACAAGCUGAUACAGGACGACAAGGCCACUUUCAACGCUGCCGAUCUGGACGGAGAUGGAUACUUGGAUGCCGAUGAAUUCAAGGCGUACACGCACCCUGAGGAAACUGCGAGGAUGUUUCCGCUACUUCUGCAGCAGGCCCUGGAUGACAAGGACACUGACAAGGAUGGAUUCAUCAGCUUCCAAGAGUUCUUGGGUGACAGAGCAAGGGGCGAGGAUAAGGAAUGGCUUCUAGUUGAGAAGGACAAGUUCGACCAUGAUUACGACAAAAACGGAGACGGCAGACUUGAUUCUGAGGAGAUUCUCGCAUGGCUUGUGCCCAGCAACGAAGACAUAGCUACGCAGGAGUCGGAUCACCUUUUCGCAGCAUCCGACGACGAUCACGACGAUAGAUUAUCCUUUGAAGAAAUAUUGGACCAUCACGACGUGUUCGUAGGAAGCGAAGCUACGGACUACGGAGAACAUUUGCACAAUAUUGAAAAUUUUAAAGACGAACUGUAAUCAUCAUUAGAGAGGUAUGCAGCAUAAGAAAAAAAUCAUACGCGCACAAUCCUCGCGAAUUGUUUUAUUCCUACAACUAAUGUAAGUUGAUUCAAGUCUUAUAUUUUCCUCCAAUUUCUCUUCAUUAUCAUUGUGCAUUAUUUAUUACGACAUUUCACAAUUCACUCACAAAUAGUUCAGUCUCAAUUUAUUGCUCAGAAGCAUUUUAUUAUUAUUAUCGUCGUAAAGUUUUACGAGGUGUCGAGUAUCUGCAAGAAUGCGCUUAGCUGCGUGGUGAAAAAAGUAUUACAACACCUCUUUCGCGCCGUCGUCAUCGUCUAAUUUAAGCAUCAAAGCCAAAGCUGAACAAAGAAUGUAAAUUCCCGAGAGUCUUCCAAUCUGUAACAAUUUCAGCCCGACAUGAUUAUUUUUUUUUUUUUCUCUCUUAAUAUGGAUCCUGGGUAUGUAGGCAUAAAUUGCGUACUAUCGAUCAUAAAGAAUUUACUCAGCACAAUAUCAAUUUCACAGUCCUCACAAUUUUGUAAAAUACACUAUUUAUAUCGAAGUAUAAAUCGUCCGGAUUCGAUAUCAUUAUUUUAAUUAGUCCGUUAACACGUUAUCGCAUCAAGCAGAUGCACAAAAAACUAGUACGAAAUAAAAUUUCGGUCAAUUCUCCGGCUGUUUCUUCUUACUUCGAUAUCAAGGUGUGAGAAAAAAAAGUAUAUAUGUCGAAGAUAUCGUGAAAUAUUUGUCAAGACAAGUAUCGGUAGCUAAUAAGUAAACAUAUUCGUAUAAUGCAAAAUUUGUAAUACAUAUAAUAUUUAUAUCAUUUGUUUGAUAUGUUACAAACUCAUUAAUAUAUUACGAGACGUAAUUUUAUGAAUCCAUCGUGUAACAAAUACACAUAUAUAUAUUGAUGGUUAUAUUGCCAUAA
Messenger RNA from Neodiprion virginianus, 2052 nucleotides. Its product is annotated as reticulocalbin-2. Gene Ontology annotation, molecular function: calcium ion binding. The record is from RefSeq and is a predicted model, not a curated record. Bases 144 to 1139 code for a protein of 331 amino acids. The transcript is spliced from 4 exons. Gene Ontology annotation, cellular component: endoplasmic reticulum. NCBI's taxonomy places the organism in Eukaryota, Metazoa, Arthropoda, Insecta, Hymenoptera, Diprionidae.